CAAGAAUCGCUGCUAGCUAUAGGGCUGGUGAUGUGUUUGUUCCGUAUGUGUGCAGCACAUAUUUUGUUUAUGUGUGUAGUUAAACGCUCUUACAACACAUUGGUAUUCGCUAGUGGUGUUUAACGUUUUUAGAACUAAAGCUUAGACCAGGAAUUUCAACAGAGAUAAUUAAUUUGAUCAUUGACAUCGUUAUCUAGACAGAGAUAUUUUCGUAGCUGAUACCUACACGGAGCCUACACCAAAAACAAAGAAAAGACCCAACAACUACAACGGGAAGUUGGGGCAGUAAAGAAAUGCCAAAAGUCAACCCCAGUGUCAAUGUUACAGGGCCACCCGAAUGGACCCGGAACCUGAUAUUCAAAGAGGAACUGAACGGCGGUUUCACGGACCUGUCUGACGGGUUCUCGGCCGUCACCAAGUACCACAUCGUCAGGGAACGGAAGGGCGCGACCGUCACGGAUGGGCUCGGUGGUCGACGGGGAUGACGGCGGGGAAACACGUUUUCCAGGUGUACUGGCCCGACGAGGGUAACCGGGGCACCUGCUCGUGUGUGGGGGUGGGGUCAGCUGACGUCCUGCUCAAGCAGCCGGGCCGGGUCAGUCUGGUGGGUGACCACAGCCUGUCCUGGGGCCUGGACCUGACCAAGCGGCGCUCCAUCCACUUCAAGAAGAUGGAGCAGCGCCUUCACGCCCGCGUGCCGGAAAUUUUCUACAUGUACGUAGACCUGGACGGAGGGAACAUCGGCUUUGGGGAUGACGUUGUCCUACACCAGAAGUCCGCGGAGUUCUACGGCCAAAUACUGACCAACAUCCCAAAGAACAGCUCGCGACCUCUGUACGUCAUGGUCAGUUCCUGCAACCCAGGAGAGCAGAUUCAUGUCUACUAUAGGGGCACCGCAGUUCCCUCUGGUGGGUUUGACCUCUGCUACCCAAUCCAGCCAAUGGAGUUUCAGCAGUUUCAACAUAAACAACAACAACAACAACAGAUUCCGUACAUUGGCUUCAACCCAGCGCCGAUGGCACCUGUAGCUUCCAUGGCACCAAUGGCAACCAUGGCACCACUGACGCCCCCGCCCCCCUACGAGGAGUCAAUAGUUCCAGGCCCACCCAUUUACUUUGACCCUGUGAUUGCUAAAGAAGAGAAAAUUCCUCGAAAGAAAUUUUGAUGGAGCCUUGUCCUGGUACCGAUGUUAUAUCGGUUCACUCAACACUGUUUUCUUAUUUUUUUGGGUCACAUUUUCAUAUAGAUGAAGGUCAUAAUGCCAAAACGUCGUUGUUGUUUUUUUUUAAAUUUUAAAUUUUAACAUAGUUCUUUGUGAAUGUAAUAGCUUUAAUUAUAACAUACUUUAUAUACUUAUUUUAUGCGCACUUAAAAGAAAAGCAAUGCACCUUUUUAAAUAUAUUAUUAUGAUUAUUAUGUAACCUAGUCCUCUUUUGAGCCAAGGUUUUGGGGAUGUAGGGGAAGUAACUAUGUGAUUCAAUUCUGGGUGUUACUAUUGGAUAAAUUGUUCGUAUUAAAAUCCAGUUGACCUAAAAUAGAUUUUAAAAUUAACGAAUUAAGUAUGAAAGUCCAUUUGAAUAAAAUUGCGUAGUUCAUUAAAAUCUAUGUAUUAAUAAGUAGUUUAAGUGCAAAGCUUUUUUAUGCGGUAGCUGAUCAAGCAUUCAUUAACAUUUUUUCUCCUUUUUUUUCGGGCAUUUCACCUAGUGAACAUUAUCUGUAGAAAAUAUGUCAUGACAAAUAUAAUUAUUUCAUCUAGUGUACAUUCUCUGUUGAAAAUAUGUCAUGACAAAUAUAAUUCUAUUUACACAUCGUGUAUUUUAAUAAAAUAAAUAGACCAU
Molecule: messenger RNA, 1838 nt
Organism: Physella acuta
Lineage: Eukaryota; Metazoa; Mollusca; Gastropoda; Physidae
Biological process (GO): proteasome-mediated ubiquitin-dependent protein catabolic process
Cellular component (GO): SCF ubiquitin ligase complex
Source: RefSeq, a predicted model, not a curated record